Molecule: messenger RNA, 513 nt
Organism: Triticum dicoccoides
Lineage: Eukaryota; Viridiplantae; Streptophyta; Magnoliopsida; Poales; Poaceae
Exons: 2
Coding region: 1-513 (170 amino acids)
Source: RefSeq, a predicted model, not a curated record
AUGUUGUCGUCCGUGCAGAAACUGACACCAAGGCCAUACCACAUGUUUAUACAUUUGAGGCAUAUGACUAGUCAAUUAACUGUCAUGUCUCUUAACCUACCAAAUUCCGACAACGACGUUCUUCAACUGGCCCGCUGUUUGGACGUUGCACCCCAACUGGAGAUGCUGCACUUGGAUGUGAGUUAUUCACGCAACAUGGUUUGGGUGCACGAUGAUUUGGUGGAGGAGGAAGGCCUCCAUAUGCGCCGCCACGACCACCUUAAGACUGUCAACAUCAGCGGGUUCCGGUGCUACACGGCUCAGACUAAGCUGGCGUGUUGUAUCCUGGAAAAUGCUUGUGUUCUUGAGCACAUGAGAAUACCGCCAUGGGUCUCGACCAGGAUAUGGUGUUAUUUUAUCCUAUCGAAUAUGGGCGUCAGAGGAAGAUUUUUACCAGAGGUUCACGAAUGGGCACAGAUAACCUCAGAGCGCUUCGGUAAGACGAUCACCGUCUUAGAUGACCCUUCAGAGUGA